Messenger RNA from Cicer arietinum (chickpea), 483 nucleotides. NCBI's taxonomy places the organism in Eukaryota, Viridiplantae, Streptophyta, Magnoliopsida, Fabales, Fabaceae. The record is from RefSeq and is a predicted model, not a curated record.
AUGUUUUCUCGUUUUACUCCUCUUGAGGUUAAUGUGAAAUAUCACCGAGAUGAGAGUGAACUAUUCAUAGAUCCUUUAUUGUAUCGGCAACUUGUAGAUAGUCUUAAUUAUUUGACAAUUACUCGACCUGACAUAUCAUUUGUUGUUCAACAAGUAAAUCAGUUCAUGCACUCUCCUUGCCACUUUCACUUGACAGCAAUCCAUCGCAUAAUUCGCUAUUUGCUAGGUACCUCUCAACGAGGUAUCUUCUUUCCCAUUGGCACAGUUCCCAAAUUGAUUGCCUAUAGUGAUGCUAAUUGGACUGGUUGUCUCGACACUCGACGAUUAGUCACCGAUUGGUGCGUGUUUCUCGGUUCUUCAUUGAUAUCAUGGAAAAAGCUGACGUCUCUCUAUGCCGACAAUACAAGUACUAUUCAAAUUGUUGCAAUUCCCGUUUUCGAUGAGCGCACCAAACAUAUUGAAGUAGAUUGUCACUAUCCAUGA